GAUUGGUGCCAGCGUAGAGAGAGAAAGCAUGAUUGUUCAGCUCCAAGACUCGCUCUUUUUGCAGUGAUCAAAUCCUCAUCUUCUUUCUCAAUCCUCAACCAGUAACCUUUCAAUUUCUCUCUCUUCUGCUCUCACUCUCUCACUUGGGGGUUGAAGAUGAGAAUUUGUGGAGCAGGUAUGGGUUGAUAUUGGAUUUCCUUUAAUUUAUUUGGUGGACUUAUUUCCUUCAUGUUUAUGCACCCAAUUCUAUUAACAAUUCUGGGUCAUCAGCAAUCAGCAGCAGCUACACCACCACGUCCAAUUCGCUUUUAGUGUUUGCUUCCUCUUCCCUCUCCAGUCCUGCCAAAACCAAGUUCCUGCCCUCACUUUCUAGAUUUUCUGUCAAGCGUCUCUGCUUCCUUUCCCAAACUCGUCCGCACAUUUCCGUGAACAAGCCCUCCAUGAACCUGUUGAACAGACUCGGGUUUGGCAGCGCAAGAGCACCAGAGAACAUGGAUUCAUCCAUUCCUCAGGGUCCAGAUGAUGACAUACCAGCACCAGGCCAGCAGUUUGCCGAGUUUGGUGCUGGCUGCUUUUGGGGUGUUGAGUUGGCCUUCCAGAGGGUGCCUGGUGUGACCAAGACAGAGGUUGGUUACACCCAGGGGCUUGUGCAUAAUCCAACCUAUGAGGAUGUGUGUACAGGGACCACAAACCACUCAGAGGUUGUAAGGGUUCAAUAUGAUCCAAAAAUUUGUAGCUAUGAGACUCUGCUUGACGUGUUCUGGGCUAGACAUGAUCCCACCACUCUGAAUAGACAGGGGAAUGAUGUGGGAACACAGUACAGAUCUGGAAUAUACUACUACACACCGGAACAAGAGAAGGCGGCCAAGGAGUCAUUGGAGCAACAGCAGAAGCAGUUGAACAGGAAGAUUGUUACUGAGAUCCUUCCUGCCAAGAAGUUCUACAGGGCAGAGGAGUACCAUCAGCAGUACCUUGAGAAAGGUGGCCGAUCUGGUUUCAAGCAAUCUGCUUCUAAAGGCUGCAAUGAUCCAAUUCGGUGCUAUGGUUAACUGCCAUAAAUGAAUUGCCAUCAAAGAUCAAUGCAACCGGUUCUUCAGAUAUUGAAAGUCCAUAGUUUUGUUUGUAUUUGUUAAUAUAUCAACAAAGCUUGUGCACACUGUAUUUGAGGUUGAAGAUGGACAUAGCCAUAAAUUCAGUUGUAGAGUUGUAUAUUGUCUUUUAUAUAUAAUAUGGCUUUGCUUUAAAAUAUUA
Messenger RNA from Glycine soja, 1251 nucleotides. RefSeq names its product peptide methionine sulfoxide reductase-like. The coding region runs from base 441 to 1049 and encodes 202 amino acids. The record is from RefSeq and is a predicted model, not a curated record. Gene Ontology annotation, molecular function: peptide-methionine (S)-S-oxide reductase activity. Lineage: Eukaryota; Viridiplantae; Streptophyta; Magnoliopsida; Fabales; Fabaceae. The transcript is spliced from 4 exons.